GGGUGUAACUAACUGCACCAUAUUCACUUUGGGCAUGAGACGGGAAGUGGAGUUAUACAGAGAUAAUAAGCCGAUCAACUAAUUGGACUCACAUCAUUUUUCAAUCCUCCCUUCUUUUAUUGCCUGGUCUUUUAACGUGACAAUUAAAAAGAUGCCCCUGGAACCACAUAUGUGGCAGUUCCCAAAGAAGCUAGACACAGUUUGGAGAAUCAAGAGCCGAGUGACAAUAUCAUCUGUUGGUCUUAUUAGCAAGCUUGUCGUCGGAUUUAAUAAUUUUAAGGUUGUGAACAAGCAAACUUUGAUAAAGAAUAUUCAGUCAACUGGAAACGGUCGUGGACUCAUAACAGUAACUAACCACCAUAGCUGCCUGGACGACCCAACUUUGUGGGGUAUACUUGGCUGGAAAUUUGUGUUUGGGAAAUUGGGGGAGAAGUUAAGGUGGACAUUGACUGCCGACAAUAUCUGCUAUACAAACACAUUCAAUGCCAAGUUUUUCUCCCUUGUCAAGGGUAUCCCUGUUGUCAGGGGAGACGGUGUGUACCAGCGAGGCAUGGAUUACGCCAUCGAAAAGUUAAAUAAUGGUGAAUGGGUGAAUAUUUUUCCUGAAGCAAGAGUCAAUCAAACACAAGAGUUAAUCCGAUACAAAUGGGGUGUUGGGAGGAUGAUCACAGAAGCUAAAGAAUUACCAGUUGUCGUACCUUUCUUCCACCUCGGUAUGGACAGUGUAUCGCCCAAUGAAGGAAGAUUCAAAUAUUUCCCAAGGAUCUGCAAGAAAGUGACUAUGGUGAUUGGUGAUGCCAUCAACUUUUCUGACAUAGUCAGUCAGAAGGAUAAACUCUCACCGGUGGAAUAUAGAAAGAAGGUGACUGAUCUAAUACAGGAGAAAAUGGCAGAACUUCAAGUGACAGCUGAGCAAAUACACAACCCAGCAGUUUCCUAACGCCGACCCUUAUCCUCCACCAAGUGACUGUUGUAUCUCAGGACUCAAUACCAUAUAAGGACUGGACACGAUGGACGACAAACAUUCUCUCAUAGCUGUGAGCAUAGGAUAUCUCGAUCUCUCAUAGCUGUGGGCGUAGGAUAUCUGUCUCUCAUAACUGUGGGCGUAGGAUAUCUCGAUCUCUCAUAGCUGUGGGCGUAGGAUAUCUCUAUCUUUCAUAGCUGUGGGCAUAGGAUAUAUCUGUCUCUCAUAACUGUGGGCGUAGGAUAUCUCAAUCUCUCAUAGCUGUGGGCAUAGGAUAUCUGUCUCUCAUAACUGUGGGUGUAGGAUAUCUCUAUCUCUCAUAGCUGUGGGUGUAGGAUAUCUCCCUCUCUCAUAGCUGUGGGUGUAGGAUAUCUGUCUCUCAUAGCUGUGGUUGAAGGAUAUCUGUCUUUCAUAGCUGUGGGUGUAGGAUAUCUGUCUCUCAUAACUGUGGGUGUAGGAUAUCUGUCUAUCAUAGCUGUGGUUGAAGGAUAUCUGUCUCUCAUAGCUGUGGGUGUAGGAUUUGUCUAUUUCUCAUAGCUGUGGGUGUAGGAUAUCUGUCUCUCAUAGCUGUGAUUGAAGGAUAUCUGUCUCUCAUAGCUGUGGGUGUAGAAUAUCUGUCUUUCAUAGCUGUGGGUGUAGGAUAUCUGUCUCUCAUAGCUGUGGGUGUAGGAUUUGUCUAUCUCUCAUAGCUGUGGGCGUAGAAUGGAGCUAACACUUGGAAGUCAGAUGUCACACAGAGAUGUAUGAUAAUUCCUUCCUCAAUGAGCUUGACAGUUAUUGUGACAUCACUGGGGAACAUGGUGUGUUAUUUCAUAAUCAGAUUAUUUCAUAUUACUGCAGGGAAGCUGGCAAUUUUAAAUAUGAAACGAUUUGUCUAAAUAUCAUUUUAAGACCUAGGAGAAAAGGUGUCUGUUAGUAUGUGGAGGAUAUAGAAAUUCUUACCAAAUGAGUGAGACCCCCACCACCCAGAAAUGCUACACUCUUGGUAGUACGUGUAUUUCUAUCCCUCCACUACUAUAUAUGAAGUGUAGGACAUCAAGCACACAUUAUUAUUCUCCUUGUUUUAUUAUUUUAUAAUAAUAAUAAAGAUUUGUGUACAGUAUUUGGUAAUUGUGUGCUUGAAAACCAUUUUUUUUUGGUUUCUUUAAAGCCUUGUUCAGUGUUGUAUUAUUUUAGAGUGGAAGUUGUCAAGAAUUGUUAAAUAAUUGCUAAAGAAACACUUAUUUACAGUAGCGAAACUUACCAAAAAGAAGUAAUUCAUUUGCUUAACUGUGCCCUUCAGCAUGUAGCUUGGUUGUGCUAUAUUUGAGAAGUCAUAGAAUGAAGCAGAGAAUUCUAUACAUGUUCUCUCAGCUGAAGUAGACUAUUUUCUCAAACCUCAUCUUGUCUUUGAGCUGGUGGUGAUGAAGGAUUCCACAUACACUUGUAUUGUAAUUGGGCAAGAUUUUAUUUUUGAACUAUGCAUCAACACAUACAAGGAUGUUGCUAUAUCUUCAGAAACAGUUCUUAGAUUUUUAUUUACGGCAUUUGAAAGUAACGGAAGAAAAAUGAAGAUGUCAAAUUUGUCUAGCAUUUAACUCAUUCUGCCAAUGUGUGAUAUUAAUCUUGGUCUGCAAGCCCACAACUGAUGUACAAACAUGUAACAGACAUACAGGCAGAACACAACAGAUGUACAAUAAUGUAGUUACAAGACGGAGCAUAUUUACUUCAAUAAAACAGCUAUGUAAAUUAAUAAGUAUACCUGUGUGUUUACCUGGCUAGCCAUUGUUACACUAGGGUUACUAUAUUUAUACUAGUAUUAUGUGUGAGGUUUAAAUUAUCAGGGAUAGGAGGGUAAAGGGAGAUAACUUUAUACCACCAGUGUGUGCGCGUAUUUCACCUGUGCUAUGUAUGAUGUAAAAGCAUUGGCUUUUCUUUAUCUUAUCAGUUGAAACCAAAAGGCGCAGGUGUAAAUUUAUCACAUUUUUUGUAAAUUUGUUUGUGCACUUCUAUAGUUAUGUAUCAACUCAUAAUCUAGACAAAAAGGAGAGUCAAUCUUUCAAUUUGCAAUGGCAUCUCAGUUUGUAUACAUCAGCUUUAAAUCCCACAUCAUUUCCAGCAAAUCAGUGUGUAUUUUUGUCUGUGUAAUCAGUUCAUGAAAAAAACAGUCUUUAAUUUUACAUACUUCCCCCCUUUUGUUGACGAUAUGAUAGGUAAAGUCACAUUCCAGACUAUACAGAAUGUGGUUAUAAUCUAAGUGUGCUCAGAGCUGUGUUGUGGAGUGUAUGAAAUAUUGCUGAAUGUAAAUAACUUUAUGAUGUAGUGUAUGUGUGGAUGAGGUGAAAUAUGAUAAGUUUUCAUGGACAUGUUUAAGUGACUUAUAUGUACAAAGUGUAUAUAGUUUCUGUUUUAUGUAGUGUUAUUUUUGUGUUUUCACAUGUAGUGGAGCUGGACUGGACUAAUAAUCUUUGGCAACCAGGUAGCUCAAUUGGUAGAGCAUCCCUCAAGAGUUCGGAGGGUCCUGGGUUAGAAUCCCGGUCUGGCCGUUGCAUUUCUCUUUCUUCUGUUAUACAUGAAUGAAUCUAAGUGCUGUGUUGAAUUUGAUAUUUUAAGAUUUUUUGGUGUGUAUUACUUUUCUAGAAAUGUUUGCUGAAUUAACGAAAAUGAUAACGUUGUGAGAAGUACCUUAUAUAGUGUACUAGAGUAAAUACAUGUAAAUAAUGUUACAAGACCUAACAGGCAGAGUUCGUGAUAGAAUCCUGUACUUAGUCAGGUUGAACUGUAUAGAUGACAGAAUAUCACACACGUCAAGAUUUUUGAAUUUUCUAUUUUCCUUUAUACAUUUGUAUUAUAUUGAAAAAAAAUCUCAAGGCUAUCCAAUUUUACAGCAUUAUAUGUAUCAGUCUUUGUUUCUCACUUACUUGUAAUCAUUUUCUUUCUAUUUUGGCAGUGACUUUGAAGUUAUAUUUUGUUUCCCAAUCGUCAGAUACAGAGCACCAAACAGUCAGUGCUGAAAUUUUACACCAAUAUUCAAGCAUAUUCCUUCGGCAGGCUGAGCUUAUGACUUUGUGUAAUGCAAAAUGCAUCUUUAGAUUUUUUACCAAAGUCAAUUAAUAAAAAAAUAUUUGUAAGUUUUAAAACGCAGCUUCAUGUACGAUCAAACUGAAUUGUCUAUAUGUAUAGGUUUUGCCUACUUAUAUAUAAUGUACAUUACACUCUCUGAGCAUCAGUCUGCAUUUGUUUUGUAACAGGAUUGGGGGUUUAUAGUAAUAACCAACUCUGGAAGAGAAUGAGGCCUUGAUAAAUUGUGAACAUAGAAUUCAUUAUUCAGUAUUUUUUACUCAAUGAAUUAAGAUAUCAUGUCUAUUGAUUUUACCCAAUAAAGAUAUCAUAUCUA
Mizuhopecten yessoensis (Yesso scallop) is the source of this 4340-nucleotide messenger RNA. Its product is annotated as tafazzin-like. The record is from RefSeq and is a predicted model, not a curated record. Gene Ontology annotation, cellular component: mitochondrial membrane. The transcript is spliced from 9 exons. Gene Ontology annotation, biological process: cardiolipin acyl-chain remodeling; inner mitochondrial membrane organization. Lineage: Eukaryota; Metazoa; Mollusca; Bivalvia; Pectinida; Pectinidae. Gene Ontology annotation, molecular function: 1-acylglycerophosphocholine O-acyltransferase activity. Bases 152 to 940 code for a protein of 262 amino acids.